UCUGAGAAAGAAAAGAUGUUACCUUUCUGGUUUGUGAUAUUGACAUUCAUCUCUCAACCCGUAACAUCUAUUGAUGUAAUUUCUUCUAGUUGUCCUGAAAGAUGUGGGGACGUUCUUGUUCCAUACCCAUUUGGAAUCAACUUCACAUCUGGAAUUUCUAAUCCCUACAAUUGUGCGCUAAACAAGCAUUUCAUCUUAACUUGCAAUGUAAGUGAUGAUCCUCCGACUCUAUUUUUUGGGGAAAACAUGCCUAUUCACAAUAUAUCAAUAGAAGAAGGAACCAUCUCCGUGCGAAUUGAAUCAGCAAACAAUUGCUACAACGAGACAGGAAUAACGUACAAUUUUAGUCAAUAUAUUAGAAUGAAAGGCGGCCGGCCAGUUCGGUUCUCUGAUACUCGGAACAAGUUCACUGUAGUUGGUUGCGAUACUUUAGCCUUAAUGGAAGAUGACGAAGAGACUUUUGGUAGCGGCUGUAUUUCGAUGUGCGACAGUAAUGUUACUCUAGAAGGUUCUUGCUCAGGCCGUGGAUGCUGCCAGACACCGCUGCCGCGAAAUCUUACAACAAUAAACAUUCAACUCUCAAGCCUUUAUAAUCAUAGCAGGGUUUGGCAGUUUAAUCCGUGUGAAUUUGCGUUUCUAGCCGAUGAAAGGACUUUUAACUUUUCGAAUCUGCAGCUCUCUUCUUAUCCAUAUUCGCUAGAGACUAAAGAAUAUUUUACAACUGAUGUUGUGAUUGAAUGGGCAGUAAGAGAGGAGACAUGUGAAGAGGCGAAAUCGACCUCAAAUGCGGAUAAAAAAUAUGCUUGUGGCCCAAAUACUGAUUGUAUAUACUCUGAAAAUGUCGGAGGAUAUCGGUGCAACUGCACAGAUGGAUUUACAGGAAAUCCUUAUCUUCCACAGGGAUGCCAAGACAUUGAUGAGUGCAAAGAACCAGACAGGUACAAGUGCGAUGGUACUUGCAAGAAUACAGAUGGGAACUACACAUGCAGUUGCCCACUUGGGAUGCGUGGUGAUGGUAAAGUUGGCUGUCAAGGAUUUCGCAUUACGACUAUUGCUGCAGUUGUUGGAGGGGUUGCAUCCAUUAUGGUUAUCGCUUUCCUGAUCAUCAUUCUAUACAAGAGGCGAAGAAACGAGAGGAAUUUUUUGAAAAAUGGCGGCUUGUUGUUGAAGCACCAAAGGGUAAGAAUCUUCACAGAAGCAGAAUUAGUGAAGGCUACUAAAAAUUAUGCUAAAAAUUAUGAUCAAAGUUUACUUCUUGGCGAAGGAGGUUUCGGAUAUGUUUAUAAAGGAGUUUUAGCAGAUAACACCCAAGUUGCAGUAAAGAAGCCUAAAGAUAAAGACAAAACUCAAAUAAAUCAAGAAUUUCAACAAGAACUUGGCAUUGUUUCACAAGUUAACCAUAGAAAUGUUGUCAAGGUAUUAGGCCUUUGUUUGGAGACUAACGUUCCUUUAUUAGUUUACGAAUUCAUUUCCCAUGGAACCCUUUCCCAGCAUAUCCAUUACAACAGGUCUAAAAUAUUAGCCACAUGGAAAAAUCGUCUAAGAGUAGCAGCAGAGACUGCGCUUGCACUUGAUUAUUUGCAUUCUUUAGCAGAUCCCCCCCCAAUUAUCCAUGGCGAUGUCAAGUCAUGUAAUAUACUCUUAGACGAUACUUACACUGCUAAAGUAUCUGAUUUUGGAGCUUCAGUACUAAUUUCUACAGGUCAAUCUGAUAUGGCCACAAGAAUACAAGGGACUAUUGGAUAUUUAGAUCCAGAGUAUCUUAUGACAGGUAAUUUAACUGAAAAGAGCGAUGUCUAUAGCUUUGGAGUGGUUCUUGUUGAACUAUUAACAGGGGAGAAACCAAAUUCUAGCGCAAGAUCUGGCGAAAAGAGUAACAUCAUUCAAUAUUUUCUCUCAUCUCUAGAAAAUAAUGAGUCAUCUCUAGAAAAUAAUGAGCUAUCUAGGAUACUUUGUUUUGAUGUAGCUAGUGAGACUGAAAUGGAAGAGAUUGAAGUUUUUGCAGAGCUUGCAAAACAAUGCGUACGAGGUAGUGGCAUGAAAAGGCCAACUAUGAAACAAGUUUCAGAAGAGCUUGGCAGAUUGAGAAAAUUGCAUGAGAGAUCACGGGAUUAUCAUCAAAAUAGUGAAAAUAGUGAAGAGACUGAACAUUUGUUAGGUCAAUCAUCUUACCGUUCCAUUGACAUUGAAACUGCAAAGUUGAACCAACAAGAAGUCCUUAGCCUGACAACGUUCGAUGUCGAGUACUCUACCGGUAGCAUUUGAAGACUCAUCAAUCAUCCAAGGAGCAUAAUGAAAUUUAAUGUUAGUUGUCAAAGGGUGUUUAUGUCCUUAAUCCUAGGAAUGUUGUCUCAAUAAGGGAAAAAAAAUGUCUUUAGAUGUUGCAUUAAGUUAAAUAUUGUAAAAUAAUCAUAAUUUGGUAAAACUUUGAAUGUCAUAUUGUUAAGUUACGGCAUUUUUUCCCCUUA
Molecule: messenger RNA, 2468 nt
Organism: Jatropha curcas
Lineage: Eukaryota; Viridiplantae; Streptophyta; Magnoliopsida; Malpighiales; Euphorbiaceae
Source: RefSeq, a predicted model, not a curated record